GGUGACUGUGUGCAAGCGGGCCACAUCUCUGCAACGCCACCUGAGAGAGCCGCUCGGGGGAUGUGAAGCUUGGGAACUGACUCCGCUCAUUGAACCCACAGUCUCAAUCCCAAUGCUGUAAGAAAACUGCAACUUUGCCAGGGCCCCAGGUGCCGCGAGGCUGGGCGCAGGAGGCAACCUUUCUCCAUCCCCAUACCAAAUCGGAGCACCCUUGGCUCUGACCGUAGUCCAAAGGACCCCAGCGUGGGUGCUCAAAAUCCCAGAGCGGGCAGAAAGUGUCCAGGGCGGGCCUCUGAGUUCCUGGAGACACUCGGGCUGAAGUCUUGCGCUCCGCAAAGGCUCCGGUCCCUUCUCUGAGCCCGCCGGCCCGCGCCGCUGGAAACCGCGCCUCCCAGCAGCAUGGCCACCGGCCUCAGCCCGGACGAGCCCCCGAGUCCGUUGUCCACCCAGCAGGCCACGCUGCUGCUGCUCCUCUGUGUGCUGGCCGCCGUGCACGUGGGCCAGUGGCUGCGGAGACAUCGGCGGCGGCAGCCCCUCUCCACGCCGCCGGGCCCCUUCCCGUGGCCGCUGAUCGGAAACGCCGCGGCGGUGGGCCCGGUGCCGCACCUCUCGUUCGCGCGCUUGGCCAGGCGCUACGGCGACGUCUUCCAAAUCCGUCUGGGCAACUGCCCGGUGGUGGUGCUGAACGGCGAGCGCGCCAUCCGCCAGGCCCUGGUGCAGCAGGGAGCGGCCUUUGCUAACCGGCCGCCCUUCGCCUCCUUCGGCGUGGUGUCGGGCGGCCGCAGCCUGGCUUUCGGCCCGUACACCAAGCGCUGGAAGGAGCAGCGGCGCGCAGCGCACAGCACGGUCCGCGCCUUCUCCACGCGCCAGCCGCGCAGCCGUCGCGUCCUAGAAGGCCAUGUGCUGGGCGAAACGCGCGAGCUGGUGGCCCUGCUGGUGAGCGGCAGCGCGGGCGGCGCCUUCCUCGACCCAGGGCCGCUGACCGUGGUGGCGGUGGCCAACGUCAUGUGCGCCGUGUGCUUCGGCUGCCGCUACAGCCACGACGACGCAGAAUUCCGCGGGCUGCUCAGCCAUAAUGAGAAGUUCGGGCGCACUGUGGGUGCGGGCAGCCUGGUGGACGUGCUGCCCUGGCUGCAGCGCUUCCCCAACCCAGUGCGCACCGCCUUCCGCGAAUUUGAGCAGCUCAACCGCAACUUUAGCAACUUCGUCCUCGACAAGUUCCUGCGGCACAGAGAAAGCCUGCGGCCGGGGGCCGCUCCCCGAGACAUGAUGGACGCAUUUAUCCUCUCCGCGGGAAAGGAAGCGGCGGAGAACUCGGACGACAGCGGAGCCCGUGUGGACAUGGAGCUUGUGCCGGCCACGGUCACCGACAUUUUCGGCGCCAGCCAGGACACCCUCUCCACGGCGCUGCAGUGGCUGCUCAUCCUGUUCACCAGGUAUCCCGAGGUGCAGGCCCGCGUGCAGGCAGAGCUGGACCAGGUGGUGGGCAGAGAGCGCCUGCCCUGCAUGGACGACCAGCCCCGCCUGCCCUACGUCAUGGCCUUCCUGUACGAGGCCAUGCGCUUCUCCAGCUUCGUGCCCGUCACCAUUCCUCACGCCACCACCGCCGACACCUCCGUGCUGGGCUACCACAUCCCCAAGGACACGGUGGUUUUUGUGAACCAGUGGUCGGUGAAUCACGACCCGGCGAAGUGGCCUAACCCGGAGGUCUUUAAUCCUGCCCGCUUCUUGGACAAGGACGGCGGCAUCGACAAGGACUUGGCCAGCAGCGUCAUGAUUUUUUCCGUGGGCAAGCGGCGCUGCCUCGGGGAGGAGCUCUCCAAGGUGCAGCUGUUCCUCUUCAUCUCCCUGCUGGCUCACCAGUGCCACUUCAGGGCCGACCCCGACGAGCCCGCGCAGACGGGCUUCACCUACGGCCUGACCAUCAAGCCCAAGGCCUUUAAAAUCAACGUCACGCUCAGGGAGUCCAUGGAGCUCCUGGACAGCGCCGUCCGCAAGUUCCAGGCUGAGGAGGAGCGCCCGUGAGCGGCCAGAGGCAGGCUGAAGGCUCAGAAGUACUCAGACGGCUUGGGUCAUGGGGAGUACAAUUCGAUUUUUUUUUUUCCUAGCUUUUCUGUGCCACUCUCUGAAUUAGCCUUUUAGGUGGGCAUAAACCAACUUGCACUGCAGGUGAGAUGUGUGCCCCCCACCUGCUCCGAGUGGCUCCUCAAGGGCACUGGGCUGAGCAGGAGCUUUGAGUCAAAGAAUUGAGGAGUUCAAAGAAUCUUGAUACAUGUACUGGAUCCUGGUAGUAACGAUUUCUUGUGGGAGCCUUCUUUGGAGUUACAACAGGCACUUGCACACACACACACAACUACUUAACGAAGUAUUUCAUUAAUCAGAUCUUCACGGGUAGGGUCCAAGAUUGAUCUCCCAUGUGCUGAAAUCUGCUCCAUAGAAAACUGUAUUAAGCGAGGUUUCAGAAGAUAUUGGUGAAUAUGCAAAGGAAAGUGAUUUUAGUGUAAGACAUGUAAUUGAGGGUAAUAAAGGAAAUGAGAAAGACCAGAUUCCUUUUUCACCUUUCCCAAUAAAAUACCUUAGAUAGGUUCUGGUAUCCAUGGGUGGAUUUGUCUUUUUUUCCACUGAUGUGUUUUCUUACUUUUUAGGAUGAGCCAUAAAGUCAGUUGCUCAGAAAGAAAUUCAUAGUUGAUUUAGUGAUGUUAGUCGAUGUCAGCGAUUUAUCAUGAAUUUUUAAAUUGUAAAUUGUUGAACUGUAAAAUUCCAGGAAGUCAUACCCUCCUGGUUGCCAAGGAACAGUAUUUCUGAGAGGAGUAAAAAAAAAAAAAAAAUUGCCAGCCCAGCUAAGCUUUGUAUUAUGUGAUUGUAAUGCUCUGAUUUCAAUAAAUCUCACAAGUAGAAAUAAGCAUGUCACCAAAUAGUAUUCAAUAUAUGUUAUAAUAUGUUAGUAUUGUUUUAGUAUUAAUUAUUUUGGUCAGGAAAAGGUUGAAUAAUACAUAUCUCUAUGUCAUUGCAAAUGAAAAGUACAGUCAAUUCAACCAAUUUUGGCUCAAAAACAUUAAGUGAUCUUGAUUAAACCAGAUGCCUAUUUUGACAUCAUGGAAACCAAUUUGAAGCGAGGACUCUUUGCUCAUCCAAAACUUGUACUCAUAAUACAGAAUCUUUUGUUGUAAAUUGAGCUAAUUAAUAUAUUAAAAAUCCACAUUCUUAACAUGUUUGAAUUUUGAUGCCCUUCUGAUUAUUUAGUUCCAGUUGAAAUCUGAACAUUGUGCUGCAGACAGCAGAGAAAUUUAACCUGUCUGCCAGGUAAAUCAUGAAAAAGGCAAUCAGUUAUCUAUUUUCUUUUUUAAGUAACAAGGAAGAAAAGCUCUCACGAUUAUCUUUUUCUCCUUUAAACUGGUUUCUUAAGAAAAUAGCAAUUAAUGUCUGUUUUUGGAACUCAGAAUCAGAAGAUAGUCUUGGAAAGCUGAUUGGAAAAUCACUUUGUGUUACAGUGAACUGAUCAGAUCAGUUGUGCUAUUUAUGAUGGCUAAGCCGGUGAGCAAUCACUUUCAUGGCUGUGAAAACCUAAUGCUUGAACAAAUUGUUUAUAUUCAGUUAAUGUAAAUAAUCUGAAAAUUUUAAAAAAAGUGAUGAAAUAUUGAAAAAAUACAAAAUGACAUUUGAAAUUCUGACAUUCAUUACAUGUAAAACUUCAAAGGACAGUUCUACAGUGUCCUAAAAGCCUACUGCUUGUUACAUUUUUAUUAAGCUUUUUAGAAUAUUUUUAUCAAAAUUACAAAGGGGAAGUAUUUAAUGGUUUUGUGUGUAACUGGUAAGAGAAAAGAGAGAGAAAGAAUGAAAAGAAGGGAAAAUGGUUAAACAUUUUACUGUUCACUCCAGAUUAAUUUAUUUGAAGCACAAAAUCAAAGCAUAAACAUUUAAAAAAAGAUGUUUGGAGUGCCAGUGGUAAAUCAGAAAGAGACGGUUUUUUUUUUCUUUAAAUUACUACAUAGCAGAUCUAUUUUGUAAUUUGGAGUUUUUUUAUCAAUAAAAAUUUCAUGUAAUUUUCUAUUUAUGAAAAAUUCAUAGCUGUACCUGUAGAAUAUAAAAACAUGGUGUUUGAAUCAGUAUUUUAAAAGGAUAUUAAAGUGAGCUGUAGAAAUCAGGCUUGCCCAAAACAUUACCAUUUUUUUUGGCACUGGCUAUGCCCCAGUUUUUUGCUCUGGAAGGGCUGAGAGUGAUUUUGGGCUGCUCUAGCCUGUGUGCUCUGUUUAGAUAUGUGUGGCAGCAAAAAUAAUCACAUACUGAUCUAGGCACCUCAGUAAGUCAACCAGAGUCUGCUGUGCUAAUAUCUGCUUUUAUGUGUGUGGUUCAGUCAUCAUCUGGUGCUUGCUGGGAUGGGAAAGCUGCUUAUAUAGAAGAAACUGUGGUGGAUGUUUAGACUUUACCUGACUUAUUUAAUUUUGUUUAUAGCCUAGUUAAAGGAAGGAAAAUAAAACCAAAACCAAACAAACAAAAUAACUGAGUUUGAGGGCUUCAGUUAACAAAUUACUGCCUUAGUCAGAAAACCUCAUUUUACUUCUGCCAGAGAUAGAAUGUAUUUGCUGGUUAUCAUUAACUACUCCAGACAAUUGUAAUAGUUCAAGUACAUUGCUUAUGAAAUGCCUCAUUUAUAUAUCAAAGCUUUGAUUUUAUAAGAAAAUUGACUUUCUCCCCCCAAUCAAAAAGAAAAUUCUCUAGUUUGUUUUGUGGAUUAUCCAAAAGCUCUCAUGUCCCAGAACUUAGCCUUUACCUGUGAAACGUUAUUACUGCUUUACUAUUUUCAUAUUAGAUCUAUAUUAGAUCAAAUAGUUGCAUAGCAAAUAUAUUAAUUUGUAUGUUUUUAGCUAUGACACAACUCUGUGAUAAAAAACAGAUAUACUCUACUAAUUGUUUAUUAUAACACAAGGAUAACUUUCUAUUUAACCUUUUCUUAUUUUUGUAUUUUAUCAUGUAUGCUACAUGCUCUUAAUAUGUACACAGCAGCUACCGUACAUAGUUGCAACCAAAAUAGAUUUUGGGAACACAGCAUUAAUAUGUAGAUUUUACUGUUUGGUACACUAUCUUAAUAAAUUCUAUAACUGUAAUUACCUAUAUUGGAACACAAUUACCAAAGUAAUAAAAAUCACUUCCAUAACCUUGUUAUGAAGUUUUACUUUACAUUGUAACAAA
Molecule: messenger RNA, 5190 nt
Organism: Choloepus didactylus (southern two-toed sloth)
Lineage: Eukaryota; Metazoa; Chordata; Mammalia; Pilosa; Megalonychidae
Product: cytochrome P450 1B1
Exons: 3
Coding region: 400-2025 (541 amino acids)
Molecular function (GO): monooxygenase activity; heme binding; iron ion binding
Source: RefSeq, a predicted model, not a curated record